Dracunculus medinensis (Guinea worm) is the source of this 981-nucleotide messenger RNA. Lineage: Eukaryota; Metazoa; Nematoda; Chromadorea; Rhabditida; Dracunculidae. The record is from the annotation of a GenBank genome assembly.
AUGAAAUUCUAUCAUCAAAUACCAAAAUCAAAUGUAACAGCAAUUGUUCAGAAUUGCGAUCGUCUUUUUGUUGCAUAUUUCAUCGAAAAUUCUCUUGCAGAUGAUAUUAUAUCGAAAAGCCUUUUAGUCGAAUAUAAUAUUAAUAAUAAUAAUAUUAAUUCACCUCAAAGAGUUAUGAUUUGUGAUGGAAAUAUUCGUUGCUUUUGCCUUUCGAUUGAUAAGAAAAAUGCCAUUUUCGCGGGUUUGAACGAUGGUAGUUGUGUGGCAUUCGAUUUAACCGAAUCGGAUUCAUUGUUUAAAUCCACUUUACCUUGGCCAAAUAUGAAUGAUGAAGUAAAACUUCGAACAGCUGCUUAUGAUACGUCAUUUAAAGGAUUCCUUGAAUUCGAUGAGAAAUGUGAUGAUCAUCAAUGGCCCAUAAUUAGUAUUCAUGCAAUUGGAGAUGAUAGUGCCAGCUCUAUGAUAACAACUUGCAGUGAUAACACUUAUCAAGUAGUAACUAUUAAUGAAGUUGGUACAUUAAUAAUUUGGUCUAUAAUUCAAAGUGAACUAAAUAAUGACAAUGAUCUUGGCGUACGACCUGGUGCUAAACUAAAAAUGAGCCAAGCUGCUAUAUUACAUUUACAUCGGACCAUUGAGAAUCUCACGAUUUCUAAUCCACGACUGAAAGUGAGCGCAAUGGUUACGAAUCCUUCAGAUGCAUCACAAUUCUUAAUUGGUACAGAUAUUGGCCUCAUCGUAAACGUUUCAAGAAUUAGUACAUCAGUAAAUUAUGCUGGGCCUAGGAUUUAUAAAACCGACGACGUAACUUUUUCUACACCUUUGCAAAUAGCUGGUUUUUCAAAUGGUAACAUACUGCUUUAUAAAUUAGGUCAGUCAAAACCGAUUUCCACUUUUAUGUCUGCAAAAUACUCGAUGAAACCCGUCACACAUAUUGAUUUCUCCCCUUCCUUUACAACAGAGCCUGAGGGCGAAUUCUAA